AUGUUCACCAGCAUCCGCCGUGCCUGGACUCGUUGGAGGAAGAGAAAGAAGAAGAGAAAGAAUAAGAAUCGGGCAUCAAGUCAGACUGAGGAUCGUGGCAAUGCCUCCAAUGCCCACAACCCCGAGAGGCAGAGACAGGAGCCUGAAAGAGCCUCUCUGCCAACACAGCAAGAUGCUCCACAUCCCAUUGAGAGUAACCCCCCUCCUCCUUCAAAUGCUCCUUAUGAUUCCACAGGAGCAGCCCUCCCUCAACACCAGCACCUAGUAGAUCCAGCCUCGAUACCUAUCUACCACCCCUCCACGCAAACAAUUGAGAUGUACCAGCCACCUCAAGCAGAUGCAGGAGUCGGAUCUCAAACGAAUCAUCAUCCCACCACCAUCCCAGCCCUACCAUACCACCCAUAUGUAGGUUCCGGACCUCACUCCAGUGGUCAUUAUGAUCCUAGGUACUAUGAUCCCAUCAUUGGAUCUGCCCUACCGUAUCAGCCAUACACCACUGCUGGAGCCACUGCUGGAGCUUAUUCCGACGAGUAUUAUGAUCCCAUCACUGCGUCAGCUCUACCCUACCAGCAGUAUGGAGGUUCUGGUGCUGCCUCUGGAUCUACUCUACCAUACCAGCCAUCUGCCGGUGUCGGAUUUUUUCCCGAUGCGGAUUACGGUUCUGUCCCUGGACCCGCCUUUCCCCCGCCGCCCUAUCCAGGAGAUGGGGGCGCGUACUUCGAUUUCGGAGACGGACCAUGGUUGCCUGCAGAGGGCCGAACUGCCGAAUUCCAGGAGCGCCCGCCUAGCUAUCACAGGCCGGCCCAGCCAGAUCGCAACUCAGGACCCUACUGGGGUGACGAUAUGUUUAACGGCCGGACAUCCCGCAUCCAGGAGCUUACUCCCGACGACCCUGAGUGGGACAGCUCUGAUGUGGUAAGCCAAGGCACGACCCUUGUGGGAGAACUCAGCCCCGCCAGAGGUGUCACUCAGGCCUUGAUCCCCAGCCAACCUCGCAACCUGCAGCCGGAGAGGGUUUCCAAUCUCGACGAAGCUCUCCGCUCUCCCGACCAUGGCUCGAGCUCGGCCAAUCCUGCCUCUCAAGUUAAUGCGCAACAACGGGGAGCUGCCUCCCAUGGACGCUUGUUGGCAAGUGCCAGAGGCGACUCCGUGAGGGGUGACGAAUCUCGCCGCCAUCAAGUCCCUAACUUCAGUCGGCCCCUGAACCGGGGUGGCCGCGAGGAGGCCGCUGGCUAUGCUCUCGGAUAA
Scedosporium apiospermum is the source of this 1248-nucleotide messenger RNA. RefSeq lists its product as uncharacterized. The coding region runs from base 1 to 1248 and encodes 415 amino acids. The record is from RefSeq and is a predicted model, not a curated record. The transcript is spliced from 2 exons. Lineage: Eukaryota; Fungi; Ascomycota; Sordariomycetes; Microascales; Microascaceae.